This is a messenger RNA of Hemibagrus wyckioides, 1954 nucleotides long. It is a transcript of the gene snapin, whose product is annotated as SNAP associated protein. Gene Ontology annotation, cellular component: synaptic vesicle; BLOC-1 complex; BORC complex. Gene Ontology annotation, biological process: lysosome organization; regulation of synaptic vesicle exocytosis; intracellular protein transport. Gene Ontology annotation, molecular function: SNARE binding. The transcript is spliced from 4 exons. Lineage: Eukaryota; Metazoa; Chordata; Actinopteri; Siluriformes; Bagridae. Bases 44 to 433 code for a protein of 129 amino acids. The record is from RefSeq and is a predicted model, not a curated record.
GUGAGAUUUCAUAGACAGGCCGCUGCCACAAGACGCAGGAAAGAUGGCGGCGCUCGCAGUUGUAGAGACUCCGUCAGGAAAAGAUGCUUUUGCUGAAGGUCUUAUGGAUCUGUUAAAGCCAGCGGUACAGCAGCUCGAUCUACAUGUCCAUGCAGUGAGGGAGAGUCAGGUGGAGCUCCGUGAACACAUUGACAACUUGGCAACCGAGCUGUGUAGAAUCAACGAACACCAGAAAGUCGCCCUGGACCUGGAUCCCUAUGUGAAGAAGCUGCUCAACGCCAGGCGUAGAGUGGUUCUGGUCAAUAACAUCCUACAGAAUGCACAAGAGCGCUUGAGAAGGUUGAACCAUAACGUUGCCAAGGAGACGGCUCGCCGGAAAACCAUGCUGGAAACAUCCGGAGCGUUUUCCACUCGUUCUCCCAGCAAGCCAUGAUGAGAUGAUGGCAACUUAAGACAGGACACUGCACAGGGAAACAAAAUGAUGCUGUGUAUCCUCAGAGAUGAAGUGGACUAUGCACAGCAUGGGCUGAUGCACAGGACUGAGGCUUAUGUUCAUCUAGAAGCAGCCAAGAGCUGUUCUAUUAUAUUUGCACAAGAAACUUUUGGUAUGCGUAAUGAUUUAAUAUCCGAGAUUGAUGAUAUGCACUUGGCUUUACCUCUUCUAAUAUUUGUCUUUGUCGCACAGUAGAGCUGUUUGUAUCUUCAGAUGCCAAAAAGCAUGCUCACAUCUAACAGAAGUGCUUGCUAACCUCAAGCUAAUUAUCGUAAUCGCUUUGUAAAACAGUAGCGAAGGGCAAUAGGCAGCUAGAUGACAUCAUCAGGCUGUCUUGUAUGUAAUUAAACAGUUAUUAUGAUUUGAUGACAAUCUGGUUGCAUUAGACUAACUGCUAUGAUGUGUGUUAGUUAUAUUUGCGAGAGAGAUAUAGAGGGAGACAGAGAGAGAGAUUUGGCAAAAGCUGUAUUGUUUGUGAGUGAGUAUAUUCCUUUUUAUAUUAUUACCAGAAUGCAAACAUCAGCAUGCUGAGGAACUAGGCUAGGAAACUUUGUCCAGGUGAAAAUAAGGCAGUACACACACACACAUUCACACACACACACACACACACACGCACACAGUAACGUGAGCUGGUGACUUCUGGUGACAUGAUGAGCUACCUAGAGCGCUGCCUACUAAAUGUGGGCGUAUCCUAUGAGAACGAGGAGCGCACACUGCUUCUCAUUUAUAUGUAGAAAUGCACUGCUAGUUUUUAUACACACCCUUUAUACAUUCCCUCCAGAAUGAUUCGCUUUAAUGACAUAAAGUAAUUAAUUAAUUAAUGCUAUUUGCUCCACCUGCUAAUAAACAUUAUCGCCAUGGCAACCAAACGCAGUCGGGAGACUUGCAGAUUAAACUCGCUGUAUUUGUGUACGAAUCAUAAACACUGAGAUCCUCCAUUUCAUGUGUUCAUCAAUUGUUUUUUUUUUAAAUAGGAGCCAUUUUAAGGAACUGUAGAAAAUGGAUACCGUCACAGACAAUAUGAAAGGAUAUUUUUCCCCCUGCAAUGGCACAUCCUGUAGUGUUUUAUUUUUCAUAUCCCACAGACAUGUGCUUACGAUUAUCACUUUUUUGAUUUAUUAAAGAAUGAGAUUUCUUGCCAGUCGUCUUUUUGUAGCUGUAAUUAAUUUAUAAAGUAGAUAAGCAGAUUUUCCUUCAAAAAAGCUCCACCUUUAGCUCUGACUGUUAAAGAUCUGACACUGGAGACUCCUUCCAUAAAUGUUACUCAUACAAUAAACGUCUUUUCACGGGAAAAGUGAUAAGUUUAAUGUCUGUUUGUUUUGAUAAGUUGUAGAUCAUGUGGGGUAUCUGACAUAUCGUGUAUUACACCCUGUUGCCAUAGAAACCAUAACUUGAAUGAGCAUGUGAAUGUAAACCUGUGACCUGCAGAUUAAACAACACCCUGGGGCCAGGAAACUCCUC